Fulmarus glacialis (Northern fulmar) is the source of this 150-nucleotide messenger RNA. RefSeq names its product tetra-peptide repeat homeobox protein 1-like. The annotation marks the transcript as partial. The transcript is spliced from 2 exons. Lineage: Eukaryota; Metazoa; Chordata; Aves; Procellariiformes; Procellariidae. The record is from RefSeq and is a predicted model, not a curated record.
CCCAUCCCUGCUCCCAUCCCCACACCUAUCCCCGCUCAAAUCCCUGCUCCCAUCCCUGCACCCAUCCCUGCUCCCAUCCCCUCUCCCAUCCCCUCUCCCAUCCCUGCUCUGCCCCACAGCCCGGCUGCAUUGCCCACCCGAAGGAUCUGA